UCCCAUCUCUUUCCUCUGCACAUUAUGAUCGGCGGACUCUAGCAUAUGCUAUUCUGCCUACCGUCGUCUUCUGAUCAUCUUCAUGCCCAUGUUAUUCACAAACAACAGCAUCCACUGUACCCUUGACUUCACCUCACUGGAAACAACUAGUCUAUUCACAUAUGACAUCACGACCUCGGAAGAAGGAAUUGCUCGGACUGGUAGCGACAAAGGAUGAAGAAGUGUGCUUUCACCCCCCUCUUUUUAUUUCUUACCUUUAUAAGAAUGUCUCCUCUCCUCAGAUUUCACGCGUAAGACACGCACUGUCCUCGCACCAGCAACGUCUCGCCAUUGCCCUGGACACUCUUGAGGCCAUGCAGCAAGACCUCGCCACCGAGCGCAAGGCUCGGGAGCGUUUGAAUAACAAGCUUGUGCGAUUGAAGGAUGCUGUGCGCGCAGCAGAGGCUGAGCGGGAUGACCUGCGUGAGGUCGUUGUCGAGUUGGCUGAGAAGAUUGAACUUUCUCGUGAUGAUUUCAGUGCCUUGACAUGGGCCCCGAGUCGGCUGCGCCUGCCCGAUGUGCUCGGUAUGUUGACCUCUUCUGCCUGCCUGCAGUCUAUUAAGCAAGUUACCGAAAUAGAGCCUCUCCAAACAGCGGUGCCCAUCCCAGCUCUCGCUUCCGAUACGGAUCUUUGGGUCUAUGCGUCAGCUACCAUUUCUUCUCUGCGGCAUGCGCUGGCUGCCGAACGACUUCAACACGAAGAAACACGGCGGAUUGCGGGGUUAAAGAUCGAACGACUCCAUGCCCAGGUGGCCAGGCUUUCUGCUCGGGUGGCAGAGGGUGGGUCACAUAGUGUCGUGGUGGAACACAUACCAGAAGAAUACCAGCGGACAGUCGCAGAGAACGUCGUGUUAGAGGAAGAAGUGGCGAGAUUGGAAGCUGCCCUCGCAUCGACACGGUUGUCUGCUCCGCUUGUGACACACCACACUGAUCAUGUAACGUCCGGACCUCCGCCCAUGGCCGCAGGGACGCAUGAUCGGAGAAAGAACAGCAUUCGUGCAAAGCUUACGCAUGACAUAGCUGCUCUGGGCACAGCAAUCGAUGGAUUUGCCGCGCAGAGGACAGCUGCAAAAGCGGACAUCGUCCAAAGCGAGCCCUCUGCCGGCAAUCUGCAUGAUUCAUCUGCGGAUAGGAUGGUUAAUCCUGUCCGAAGGAUGUCUCCUCGGCCUACGAUAGCGAUGAGCGACACCACGAGACCUAGAUCGAGCGCCGGGUCCUCGAGUGCACAUCCGCGCACGAGCCGCUCUCCAGCCAGAAAGAGAUUUCCCGCCGUGCAAUCGACUGAAGCAAAUCCAUCAGGUCUCGGUGUUCCGAGGACUGAGGCUGAGAUCGAUCAUUCCUCAGGCGAACCUGUCAAUAGUCCUCGUGAAACUUCAUCUACAGAAAUGGUGCUAGAUCCUGACCUGACCAUCCGGCCGAGCGAAGCUGCUCGACGCGGGGAAAUCGUGCAUCCUUCACCCGACAUCCUUGCGUCGCUGUCUUCUUUCUCCCCAGGGAUGCCAUCAAACGCAAGGCGCCAUGCUGAGUUGGAUGAUGAGAUCGAGGUGCUGCGCACAGCCAUAGAAGGCUUCAACGAGGAGAGGGCCCUGCUAACACAGCAGAUCCAGAGUCAGGAGGGUAACGAUACCAGUGCGAUUGAUCCAAAUAUGACUCUGCUCUUGGCCCCAGCCCCAGUGGAUGAGGCCUCGACGCUUGAUCGUCUGCUGGAUGCAGACUUCGAAGGCGAGAUGUCCAUGGAUCUUGCCACUCCCCUGGUACCCACCGCGUAUCUGCCGCCCUCGUCGAUGCUGCCUCACUCGCCGCCGUCUCCGCCCACUGAACGUAUCUUUGUCGAUAAUGACGAUGGGUAAUGGUCAAUCUCUACUCUCUCCCAGGGUUCUUCGCUGUAUCUUGAUCAUUUCCUACUCCCUCUGUAUCUGCUACUCAUGUAUCGCCACAUCUCUUCGCUUUGCUAUGACGUCUUAUAUCAUCUUGUACAUACGUUUAUCCUACUAGUCUCAUAUUCUGUGUCGUCAAACUAUCCGUGCUGUUGACGGACCCUGAUCAGCUUGAUGCUCAUUCUCUUUUGUGGCACCCUUGCGCUUUCUUCGCUUUCGUCCACCCCCUCCGGUCUGAGCUCCGUCAUCGCCGUCGCCCAGGUCGGGUGGUGGGAUAUACAGCACCUCUCCGCUUACUAGAUUCUUCCACGGCCUCUGCGGAUCGACACUGGACGCCGGAGCGAACGGGACCUGUGCCGGCGGCGGCGCGACUCGAUUCGCGACCUCAUCAUCGGGCGUCUCGGCUCUCGACGGCGACUUGGACGAAACAGGUGUGCUCGUGAACGACGAGACCUUGACCUUCUUCGUCUUCGAGUUCAGCGAAAGGACCGUGCGCGUUUGGGGUGCGGCGGCAGAGGGUGCGGCGGAGGGUGCGAGGGUGGGGAAGGCACCGACUGCGCGCCGGGCCUCGUCUGCCGCGCGUUCGCGGGCGAGUGCUUCGCGCGUCAGUGUGUCGGCGAUCUGGGCCUCGAGGCGGGCGACGAGGGCGGCGUUUUGCGUGAUGUCCAGAAGCGGGGCAUGGCAACCGGGGCUUGGGCAGACGUGAUAUGGGAGAUUCGCUUCGCAGAGGACGAGUGCGCAUUGGCGGCAGAUGGGGGUGUACUUGGAGAGCGUGUGCUCUCGCGCUGGCACAGUUCAGUUUGAGUCUAGAGUCGGGCGGAGAAGCCGUACCCUGGCAGAAACAUCCACCUUUCGGAUCUUGCUUCGGAGUUGCUCCAGCGGACACCAGCCCUUUCCUCAGUGCCUCCAGUUGCUUGACCGCCUUGCUCUUCGGUGGCUCUGGAGGUGGAGCAGCAGCCUUUCCCUUCGACUUGGUGUUCUGCGAAGGUGGUGGGUUUGGUUUGAUACGGUCAGAUGGUAGACUGGAGCCCUUCUUGGUCCACGCAGUGUGAUACAUGGUAAUUUCGCCAAGUAGAGGGAGAUUCUGAGUCACUGCGUCACAGAUUGUCACAAUCAAGCCCGUAUCAGGUCGGAUUGAUAAGAUCUUAUUUAUACAGCGCCCUCUCACUACACGUUGUAUAGAAUUGAAAACGGUCACUUGA
Molecule: messenger RNA, 3118 nt
Organism: Mycena citricolor
Lineage: Eukaryota; Fungi; Basidiomycota; Agaricomycetes; Agaricales; Mycenaceae
Source: the annotation of a GenBank genome assembly